ACCGCAACCGGUUUUGAGGGUUUUGAGUUACUUUUUAUCAUUUUUACUUUAAUUACUUAAUACAUAGGAAAGUAAGGUGUUUUAGGGACUACAUAGUGCUUUAGAGUGACAUUAGAUAAUUUUUCUAAAGAUUAACAACACUUUUGACAGUAUUUUCAUUGAAUGAAAAUGAUUAUAUCAACAAGUCUCACAUUUAGGUUAGGAAAAAGACGUGGAUAGCGUGACCAGCAACAGCCGUUUCCAUAUUUAGGUCAAAAUUAAUAAAGUUUUUGAAUGAAAACAGUGUAGUAUUUUUAUUAAUACACGGCUCGAGAAUUGAUGGUUCAUUUUUCUGCUAUCUUAUUUAGAAGAUGGAACUCAACCCAGAUAUAUUAUUCAAUUUCGCGCCAAUUUUGUUCACGUUUAUUUUCAUAUUCGUCGUUUUACUGACAGUCUUCCAUAAAUUGAAAAUUCGAUGGCCAGUUAGAGCAAAUUGUUGGUUUUGUAAUUAUGAUGCAAGUAUUUGGAGACAUGAAGUGGAUUGGUGGCUAUGCCCAUCUUGCAGCCAGUAUAAUGGAUUUUCAAAGGAUGGAGAUUAUAACUAUUCUAUACCAGAACAAAAAGAAAUGCCUGAAUCUGCCACGUUUUAUACUUCUCGACACGCUUCUAAUUUAACCAAUUACAAAAAUGGCCUCUGUUUUAAUUGCAAUGAUAAUGAAGAACUCAAAUUGUACGAAUUGCGUAAGUUUGAACAAAUUGGUUCAAAAAGCAGCGAAAAGGAAUUGCUACAAUUCAGACAGACUGUCGAGGAGAAAUAUCCAUUAUGUUCUGGAUGCAAACAAGUUGUGAAUGACGUUUUACAUAAACAGUCAUUGUGGCUUGCUCGAUAUAAGAUGUUGUUCUUUAAACAAAGGCCCAUAAAAGCAAUCAUGAAUAGUGGACAUAAUAUAGAGAAGCUUUUUAGAAUCCUGUUGAUAAUUAUGGACUCUUUAAUAAUCUAUAAUUCUCAAUUUUGGCCACUAUCGAUUGUUGGCGUAAUCUUACAAUUGGGAAUUUGUUUUAUCCACUCUAAUACGGAAAAGCAACGCGAUAUAUUAGGAACAAUAUUGUGGAUUUGCAUAAGUGUAGUAUUGCAUAUUGAUGAAUCUAAAUUAUUGAAAACUGAUAUCAGGAAUUCCUGGAUGUCACUGGAGUACAUAACAAAAUACCAUUUCAUUACAGCGCUCGGCUCAAUUAUAGGAUUCAUGAAUCUAAAAUCAAAAUCUUACAAAGCGUCCGCAAAAACAGUUGUGGCAUUUAAGAAAUUGGAUACAUCUUUGAGUAGUACAUCGUCAUUGUCUCCCUCACCUUCGCCAAUUUUGCGUUCGCCCUCACCCCUAUUUUCGGCUUUUUCGUCUACUGUAAAAGUAAAUGAAAACUAUAAUCAUGAGAUGCCGCUUAAUUCUCCUGUUAAUGUUACGGAUUUGUUAAUGAAGAGUGGAUCGCUAGAGACUGAAAUACCUAUUCGUUUUAAGGAAUCAGUGAAAAAUAAACCUAUCUACUCAAACGAAAGCGGUGUUCCGCAAAAUCUCGAAAAAAUGCGGUUCUCUGAUGCCAGCAAUUUUGCCAAAAAAUCACCCAAUCAGCGAGAAAGUUGGUCCCUCAACGACAGUUUACACAAUUUAAGUACACUCUCAUUAAGUGAAGCUCAUCCAGAUAAAUUGAGGAAAACCAAGGUCUUUCAAACCCAAGUCUACAACACAUCAACUUCGGCAUUAUUCAGUAGGUGCAAUAAAAACAGUAAAAAAUCGAUCCUAGCGCCGCCAAAAUUACGAUCCGUGACUCAAUCAUGGGUGGCGGGCGGAUACUGGCAGGCCGGAAUGGACCCACCAACUUUGUCGCGCUCGUCGAGUCAAAGUUCCGGUUUUGGAUCUGCUGGCUCGAAUUUGGCACCCUCGAGAGAGCCCUCGGUUUACAAUGAUUUCGAUCAAAGUUCCGUGGUUUCCGAUGCAAUCCAAUGCUGCUGUUUGCUCUCUAGAAACAGGCAGAUCUCUUUCAAUCCCGACUGUCGAUUUAAUUAUUUAUUGGUACGACCCGCCAAUUCAACCUGCAGUCAUUUAUCAAAUUUCGCGCACAGUCCAGCUUCCUUUAAUAGUACUCUGCCUUUGGUAAAUUUACAAAAGAAUUAUCCAAUUCAGGACCAGUAUUCGACAAAUUCAGGUAAUCCGGUUAAUCAUUUGCAACAAGUGCCAGUUUAUAGGGGACAUACAACUGUGAUAACGAGUCCAGUCUGGCUGCCAGCAUUGCUCUGUGGUUCUCUGAUUUUCAAUAUGAUUGUUCUCUGCACCAUUUUGUUGCGCUAACAUUUUUUCUUAUUUUUUUAAAAAUCUUUCUUUGAAACGUGAGGUAUUUUUAAACCUUAUAAAGGUUCCAGAUUUCAGCGAGAAAUGAGAAAACUUUCGGUUCUUAUUGCUGGGAGUUUCUGGUUGGAAUUUGCGCCGCGUGGCGGCGCUUCUUGCAGUAGUAGUUGUAGCGGGAUCGAUCGUUCUGGGAAUGAUCGUGGCCGUAGGAAAAAUAUAUUGAAAAGUUAAAAUUUAAACAUUUAGGAAAUCUAGAGGCGUGUUACUUUUUUUAAAUAAUUCUUUUUUUUUUUUUUUUAGUAUAAACUAUUUGUGGAGUGUUAUUUAUAUUUGUAAAAUAGUGGGAGUGGAAUUAAUGAGGA
This is a messenger RNA of Belonocnema kinseyi, 2680 nucleotides long. RefSeq lists its product as uncharacterized. Gene Ontology annotation, biological process: nuclear migration along microtubule. NCBI's taxonomy places the organism in Eukaryota, Metazoa, Arthropoda, Insecta, Hymenoptera, Cynipidae. Gene Ontology annotation, cellular component: nuclear membrane. Gene Ontology annotation, molecular function: actin filament binding; lamin binding. Bases 351 to 2321 code for a protein of 656 amino acids. The transcript is spliced from 6 exons. The record is from RefSeq and is a predicted model, not a curated record.